GCGUACAGCACGAAGACGCUGGCGGCGCGGGAGAUGGCGCUCCGGGCCUCCUUGGAGAUGUUGACACCGUCCGGGAGCUGCGAGGAGAGCGGCGAGGGCUAGAAAUCUGCAGGGUUGUCCUCUGUCUUAAGCCAUUUAUAGUUAUGGACUUGCCAGAUGAGAGCCUAUGGGAUGAAACCACCUGCAACUCAGCUGUUUGUCAGCAUCCACAAUGCUGGGCAACUAUCCGCCGGAUCGAGAGAGGCCACCCUCGAAUCCUGAGCUCACCCUGCAAAACUCCUCUGGACACUGAAGAUAAACUGCCAGCGCUCACCACUGUAAACAUCUCAGAUUCUUGCUUUGCUCAUCAUUUGUCAGAUUUUAACAUCAGUAAGUCUUGUUCUUUAUCGUCUCGAGGUUCAAAGUUUGACUCCAAAUUUCCAGGCAGGUCUCAAAAGGAUUUACCUGGCAAAAGUUUGAUCAACCGUGCUAUUAGAUCUUCCAAACUUUCAGUGUUGAAUUUGAAUGAGACACAACUUCCCUGCUCUAAAGAUGUCAGAAAUAUGGUUGUAAUCUGGAUCCCAGAAGAAAGAGAGAAGCAUAUGAGUCCAUCUGAGAAGCAUGUUUUGCCUAGCCAGCAUGGGAAGAAGAAAAGAAAGAACUUGGCAGUGAAAAACAAGUCAUCUUGGGGUCUCUCUAGGAAGGAGUACACAGAAAAGCAGUUGAGAAUUCCAGGGACAGUUGUGCCUCCCCCCACUCCAGUACACUCGUCUGAACAAUUACAUUCAGAUUUCAUGCCUUUCUGGGCCCAGUUCGGCAUGUUACCUCAGGAUCUACUGAAGGAAGCUUUGUCAGAUGGAGGGAAAACCGUACUCUCUCCACAGAUGAAGAUACAAUUGGCCAUGAUGAAAAAGAAUCUUCCCCUGGAAAAGAACCGACCUGACAGUGCAAUUUCUUCCAAGAUGUUUCUAUCUAUUCACCGCCUCACCCUGCAAAGACCAGCAUUGCGAUAUCCUGAACAUGUGAAGAAAUUGUAUAACCCGAAGACAGAAGGUUACUGGAAACAGCGGCAGCAGCAGCAGCAGAAAAAGGCGAAAACACCUACUAAGAAGCAGGAGGCUAAAAAGAAAACCAAGAGCGAUCCCGAGAGUCAGGGUGCUUCACGUAAACAUUCAGUUACCAUCGUUUAUGACCCUCUCUCUGGUUAUAGAACACUGCCAAUUCUGAAAAGUGCCAUGAAUCAGAAGCAGAAGAUAGAGCUAGAAGGAGCCACCUUGAAACAGGAUUCCACAGAGAGACCAAAGAGGGACCACUCUGGUAAAUAUGUGGAUUUCUCCUUCAGUGUGGAAGGUCCUGGAUUAUCUGAAACAGAACUCACUAACAAGGACAUUAGUGCUCCGGUGGAGGCUGUGCUCAAGGAAGCUGACGAGAUCUCCAGUCGCCUUUCAGAAAGUAUGGCUGGAAUAAGCUGGAACCCUGAGCUCAAACUACUGAGAAUUCUUCAGGCCACUGAUGAUGAUGAUGAGGAGAACCAAUCUUCUGGGUCACAGAGUGAUGCGUUUUUGGAGGAAUAGACUGAAGGCAUCCUUAUUCCACAGCAGGAUGCUUGGCAUCCUAAGGACAAUGGGUUUGACAUAAGGGUAGAAAGGGCAGGGGACUUCUGCUCUUGGGGAUUCUGUUUUCUUCAUUCACUUUUACUGCUUCUAAAAUAAGUGAGGGAGGAAAAAGCCUCACUCCUUUUAAGCUUAGAUUAUUUCUCUUCCAUUGGGAUCAGUAUGAUUUUAGCUAUUAAAUGCAACUGCU
Molecule: messenger RNA, 1782 nt
Organism: Carlito syrichta (Philippine tarsier)
Lineage: Eukaryota; Metazoa; Chordata; Mammalia; Primates; Tarsiidae
Gene: CUNH9orf43
Product: chromosome unknown C9orf43 homolog
Exons: 14
Coding region: 144-1553 (469 amino acids)
Source: RefSeq, a predicted model, not a curated record